Exophiala viscosa is the source of this 2238-nucleotide messenger RNA. RefSeq lists its product as uncharacterized. The record is from RefSeq and is a predicted model, not a curated record. The transcript has a single exon. The coding region runs from base 233 to 1909 and encodes 558 amino acids. NCBI's taxonomy places the organism in Eukaryota, Fungi, Ascomycota, Eurotiomycetes, Chaetothyriales, Herpotrichiellaceae.
CGAGUCCACACUACAGUAUUUGCCCACCACUGACACACGCGUCCAAGCGCAAGAGGUGGAAGGGAAGCUAGGUAUUCACGACUUUAUGCGACAGCCCUAGACGGUUGCGAACUCUGUCCCAUGGCCUCAAGGCGCACUUGCAAUACACAUUCACCUCUCCGAGCCCCCUCGAGGUCAUGAACUUCAGAUCGCGAUCCUCGAAACCCAGACCUUCCCUCACACCGCCAACAUCAUGAUGGCCUCGGAGUACACGAUUACCGAUGUCCACAUGUAUCACCUCCAGCCGCCGGGCUUGCAGUCCAAGCUGGCCAUGAACCCGACGCUGAUAGUAUCAUGGUGGUGUACAUUGUUCGCAUUGACGGCCAUCCUGAUAAGAUUGUUCGGUCGAUGGGUCCGUACCGAAAGACUCUUUCGAGAAGACUGGAUCAUGUUCUUCAGCAUAAUACCUCUCAUGAUCCGCAUGGCCAUUGUGCAUGUGAUCUUGAUCUGGGGAACAAACAACACACAGACUGCAGGAUUAACAGAGUCCGAGAUUCGCCAGCGCGAGGUCGGCAGCAGGUUGGUCCUGGCUGCGCGCAUAUUUUAUGCUGCCUUUAUUUGGGUUGCCAAGUUCACCGUUCUUGAAUUCCUCAAGCGCCUCAUCGGAAAAUCAUGGGCCAAGUCCUACGAAUAUGGUCUGCGUUUCAUCUAUGGGUUUCUCGUCGUCACCUAUCUCGGAGUCGUUGUCGCGACGAUCAGUGAAUGCCAACCUUUUGAUCACUACUGGCAGGUGGUACCAGAUCCAGGUCCGAAGUGUCGAGAAGGCUUGGUGCAAUUGAUUGUCAUGGGAGUAUGCGAUAUGGUCACGGAUGUCGUCCUUAUCGUCUUCCCUAUACCUUUGGUCUGGCAAUCUUCGAUGCGUUACACUAAGAAGAUAUCCCUCAUAUUGCUCUUUCUGUUGUCCGUCAUCCUUAUCGCCAUCACCGCCUAUCGAAUACCCUCCACCAUAUCACGUCGUUCUUCUCAGCAAUACCGAUCACUGUUAGCGUCACUGGAGAUCCUGGCCGCAGCAGGUGUGUCCAACGCCAUAGCUAUCGGUAGCUUCAUUCGCGACAAGGGAGUGAAGAAAGCAAAGUUCAGAGUCCCAUCUAUCGACGACAACAGUUCUCUCAAUCGGACCAUGACCCGCACCCGGAGUCGGUCCAUGACCCAUCAUCACUGGGGUUCUGACGAAGACCUUGCCAGGGGCGUGGGCGCAGCAUUACCCGUGCCACUGCGACACGGCAGCAACAUUGAACAAUUACCACGACCGGCUGAAGUCGCCAUACCCAAUCAUACUGCUGACCUGGAGACUGGUCACCAUCGCCAGGACUCGGCUUUCAGCUCGGAAUGGAAUUUCUCGUCGGCGGCACGUGGUCGAAGGAAGAAGUCUAUGGAUAGUAUGAGUAGCGGGUCGACCGACAUCAAACUACGCGAUUUGAAAGCUCAAAUGGAUGAGCCGGCAAGCCCAUAUGCCGAGCCUGACACGCCAAGCAAGAUGGGAUUCUUCGAUGUGGGUGGACUCGUCGACAAACCAGGAUCACCCGACUCUUUAUCCCGACAAACGUCUAUCAUUGAGGCACGUCGCCUGUCGCAAUCGAACACUACCGGUGGUAAAUCAGGGUCAAAGGCUUUCCUGUCCGACAUUGGCGGGCUUCUGUCCCGGCAUUCACACAUCCGGGAAGAAAACGAAAUCCAUUCUCGUGCGUCUUCGUCUUCGCCAAGAAAAGGCAACAGUCCCGGACGCUCCCCACUGCGGUCUGCAGAGCGCAGGAAGAUCUCACGACAGAAUCGCCUACCGUCUCAGCAGGAGGAAGACGAAGAACCGAUCACGCGGCCAAGCGGUCCAGAUGAUCUGACUUUUGUUGAUGUUGGCGGUCUGCUACGAUGAAGUCUAUGUAUUGAUGCCAUGUUUCUCUUUGGGUUUACAGCAUUUACGAAGUGGAAAGCGGAGUCCGAAGAUGAGCUCCUCACGGGUGGAAAUCUUUUAUGGGUUCGACAUAUGCUUCAUGUUAUAUACCAUCUAGCGCUGGUGUUGGGGGAAGCAUUUUGAUCCUUUUUUGGGUCCGGUGGGGUUACGAAUUUCAAGGCGAUCAAAUCCAGGGUGGGAAGCCAGCUAUGUUUCAGUAUCACGAUCGAGAUGACGGAGGCGGAUUGGAUGGUACUCUAUAUUAUUUCAUAGUAAACAUUUAAUCCCGAGAAGCAUUUAUGAGGCUCUUU